CACUGGUCUUCCUCCUCCUUCCGUUCAAGUGAGAGAGAGAGAGAGAGAGAGGCCUUGCUUGAUCCUGGAGGAUUGAUUAACGAUCGCCUCUUCUCUCCUCCAAGGCAGGGAUCCUUUUGCCCUAAUUUCGCGAUUUCGGUCCUUUGCAUGAUCCCUUGACACCGAUCGGAUCGUUUUUUCUCCUCUCUGGUUCAUCAUUCUCUUCAUAAAGGGUUUAGGGCGUCGUGUUUUGAGGGGAGGCAAUCAUGUUUACCAGAAUAUUUGGGAAGCCGAAACAGGAGACAAAUGCAGUUGCCACUCUUGAUAAGUUAAACGAGACUCUGGAGAUGCUUGAGAAAAAGGAGAAAGUACUUCAGAAGAAGGCUGCUGCAGAGGUUGAGCGAGCAAAGGAAUUUACAAGGGCUAAGAAUAAGCGAGCUGCAAUACAAUGUUUGAAGAGGAAAAAAAUGUAUGAGCAACAGAUUGAGACACUUGGAAAUUUCCAGCUCCGAAUUCAUGAUCAAAUGAUUAUGCUAGAAGGUGCAAAGGCUACCACAGAAACAGUAGAUGCAUUGAGGACGGGGGCUGCAGCAAUGAAAGCUAUGCAAAAAGCAACGAACAUUGAUGAUGUUGAUAAGACCAUGGAUGAAAUAAAUGAACAGACUGAAAACAUGAAGCAGAUCCAGGAAGCGUUGGCUGCCCCAAUUGGUGCUGCUGCAGACUUUGAUGAAGAUGAGUUGGAAGCUGAACUAGAGGAGCUGGAGGGAGCAGAAUUGGAAGAACAGCUGCUUCAGCCAGCAACUACGGCACCUGCUGCUCCAGUAUAUGUUCCUGCUGGCAGGCAACCAGUGCGACCUGCGCCUCAGAAAGCUACAGCUGAAGAUGAGGAGCUUGCUGCAUUGCAGGCAGAGAUGGCACUCUAGGAAGGAUAGGCUGAUGGUACGAGCAUCGAGACGAGAGUUGGUGUAAAGAUUUUAGUGUAUAAUGAAAGUUGCUUGAGCAGCUUAAUGUGCUUACUUUUCCGUGUGUGAAUACUUGAAUUCUUAUUAUAACUGGUGGCAGAAAUGUUAAAGAUGCUGCCCCCUCUAUUAGUACCAAUAUCUUAUUUGUGUCGAUUGUUGGUCAUUGCACUAAAAAUCUUCUUGUCUCCCUUCUGUGCA
Messenger RNA from Nymphaea colorata (pocket water lily), 1139 nucleotides. RefSeq names its product vacuolar protein sorting-associated protein 32 homolog 2-like. The record is from RefSeq and is a predicted model, not a curated record. Gene Ontology annotation, biological process: late endosome to vacuole transport via multivesicular body sorting pathway; vesicle budding from membrane. The coding region runs from base 246 to 902 and encodes 218 amino acids. NCBI's taxonomy places the organism in Eukaryota, Viridiplantae, Streptophyta, Magnoliopsida, Nymphaeales, Nymphaeaceae. The transcript is spliced from 8 exons. Gene Ontology annotation, cellular component: multivesicular body; cytoplasmic side of plasma membrane; ESCRT III complex.